CUAGAAUAAUGCACAUAAUGUAAUGUUUCCUGCUCAUGGCUCUUGACUACUACUUCAAUCCUGCUGUAAUUUCAUUAUUCAGCUUCCAUUCACCUACUAAUUCGUUUAUAACAUUUAUUGGCCUGAAGGGUUUGCGUGUACUCACAGCGCCUCUAUGCUGUCAGUCUUAUGUUUCGGUUUUACGUGUGAGUGAAUGAGAGCUGCGCUGCUCUAACAGUAAAUACAGGCUAUGGCCUCUCUCAGUGAUCAGCUGGAGGAGGUGAGGCUUAAUGCAGAGGGCAGUUUAUGUUCUCCAGGGUCUGCUCAGGAGAUCAGGUCCGGGGUGUCCGCCAUGGCCAACAUUCCCUUACCUCCCACCAGCAAAUAUCGCCACAUAGCCGCUGAAAGCAUGUUGAAAGAAAACAGUAGUGGAAACAAUAGGAAAGAGACGAUGGCAUCCCUGCAGAAACUUUCCACAGCUUUGAACAUCUUGGAGAAGUAUGGCUCCAAUCUUACCAACUCCAAUAGGCCAAAGUACUGGCGUACUGUGAAGUACAACAACCCUGUCUUCAGGACCACAGUAGAUUCUAUUCAGGGUGGCAGGGCUGUACUUAACCUGUAUGGAUAUACGAAUCAGCAGCCUGACGGUUUGAGCUUUCCUGAUGAUGUUGUUGAGCCAGAUGCUGGGAAGGUGGCAUCAGUGACUCUUGAGGUCAUGUGCCUCCGAAUGGAGCUAGACAUGCUUACUAAGGGUGCCCAUUCCCAUCCCGAAUUCUAUGAAAGACUUAUUCCCUCCCUCACUCUGCAGGAUGAAGAGGGACUUGGCACAGAUGCCGUUGCUUUCUCUCCUAAUGAGAGUCCAUGGGAAAAGCAAAGUCCCUCGCCUGCAUCUACACCUUCUCAAUCCAAAUCUCCAUUCAGUCCGUCCCUCCCUCUUUCAUCUUUAGGGUCCUCUAAACCGACAGACAACUGCAGCAUAUGUGGCAUAUCUCCAGUCUCAGCUCACUGUCCAACCUGUACUCAGCGCCUGUGCAAAGAAUGUGACCAGCUGUAUCAUUCCCAUUCUGGACGAUCUACGCAUGUCAGGAUUCCUGUGACUUCCUCUAAACCCACAAAAAGGCUCAGCUCCUCGCUGUCUACAUGGCAGUGUUUAUAUUGCACUACAGUGAAUACAAUGCAGCAGGUUUUGUGUGAAACUUGUGAGCGACCACGGCUGUCUUCUGCUGCCCCGUCUGUGCAGGAGGAGCCAUCACAGCCCUCUACAAUAUCCGAGUGGCAAUGUAAAAGCUGCACAGUAGUGAAUGCGGGUAGCAGCAUUCUGUGUGAGGUGUGUGAGCGCCCUCGUUUGGCCACCCGGCCUCCUGUAGCACCCUCCCGACCAGCUCCCACUACUACAGGACCAAUGGACAGCCAGUGGGUUUGUCUAUUUUGUACCUACGUCAAUCAAACACCAUCAGCCGUCUGCGAAAUGUGUUAUCUUUCAAAGUCAGACCAUGCCCCAUAUCCCUCGAAACCCCUCCCGGUCUCACCAGUAAAGAACAUCACAACUGUAUUAGCCACCCCCAAAGUCACGCCCACUGAGGAUCCUGAUUUGAAAAGACAACGAUUAAUGAAGGAAGAGGGGAUUAAACUUAUUCAGCUCAUUCGUGAGGGAGAGAAGAAAGGGGUGAGCCCAGAGGAGGUUUACACAAGCAUGUGCGUAUCAGGGAACAGUAACGUAACACCGUAUGACUGGCUGAAGACAGAACUUCCUCAUGUGCUCGAUGAGAUCUGUGUGAUGGCUGCAUCCUGCCAGCAGGAAUCCAAUGCACUGUCAAACAGUUCAGGAGAGAACGAGAGCCAGGAUGGACAAAAGAGCAACAGCGUGCCUCUGUCUAGAGCAGAAGCCAAACGGGCCUGGCUGGCAGCAGGGGGCGACAAUGAGAAGGCUGUCAGACAAGCUCACAGAGCCCGCAGAGUUAAAGUAAAAGAGCUUGGCUCUUUGGGCUUUAAUGAUGUGGCUCGCUGUGAGGAAGCCUUGCGGCAGAGCGGAGGGGAGGUGAGGGGGGCUCUCGUCCUGCUGCAGCGCUCUUUACUAGAUCCCUUCCAUCAGCGCAUGUGGACCGAUGAGCAAGAGCCCCCUAUCGACAUCAACCAUCCUGACAAACAGCACGUUUGCCGCAGGUUGCUGGCUGUGUACGACCUGCCCAGUUGGGGGCGCUGUGAGCUGGCUCUCUCUUUGCUGCGGGACCCUACAGCCUCCUACACCCUGGAGGAUGUGGUUCAGGCCGUGCGCGAGUCACCUGAUAAAGAUUUUAUACGCCGUGUGCUGAACAAAGAAUGCCCCAUUUGCCUGUCCAUCUUUCCUCAAAGCAAGAUGCAGUCCCUGACGUCAUGCCAGUGCUCGGUGUGCUGCGGAUGUUUCAAACAGCAUUUCACCAUAGCAGUGAGGGACAAGCACAUCAGAGACAUGGUGUGUCCAGUCUGCGCAGAGCCUGACAUCAACGACCCAGAGCACCUCAACAGCUACUUCUCUACCCUGGACAUUCAGCUUAGGGAUUGUCUGGAACUGGAAGUGUACGAGCUUUUCCACAAGAAGCUGACUGAGCAGGCUCUCAUCAAAGACCCGAAGUUCUUGUGGUGUAGCCAUUGCUCGUACGGCUUCAUCUAUGUCGGCGACCAGCUCAAGGUCACCUGUCUGCAGUGCAGGAAAAGCUUCUGUGCCCAGUGCAAAAAGCCGUGGGAGGACCAGCACAAGGGGGUCUCAUGUGAGCAGUUCCAGCUGUGGAAGCGAGAGAACGACCCAGAUUACCAGAGGCAGGGCUUGGCCGGAUACCUGCGUGACAAUGGGAUCACUUGUCCUAACUGUAGGUUCCAGUACGCCCUGGCCAGGGGCGGCUGUAUGCACUUCAGCUGUUCCCAGUGCAGGUAUCAGUUCUGCAGUGGAUGUAACAAUCCCUUUCACACAACGUGUGCAGUGAACCAGUGUAGUGUGACAGGUCUGCAUGCCCAUCACCCCAGAGACUGCCUCUUUUACCUCCGAGACUGGGAGCCUGCCAGGCUUCAGGCCUUACUGCAGAAAAACGGGGUGAAGUACAACACUGACACAGCUCCAGGAACACAGACUGGUGUGUGCGGAGUGAUCGAGCAGAAGGAUGAAGGGCCGCGGCCCACUGACUCGGCAUGUGGAGCUCAGACUCAGCCGGGCCAGGCAGGCCUCUGCGAGAAGCAUUAUCGGGAGUACCUGGUUAGCCUUAUUAACGGGCAUUCUCUAGACCCCGCCCCCCUCUUCAAUCACGAUGAGCUGCUCGUGGCCUGCAGGAGAUACCAUGUAGACAUCGCACAGGGGGAGGGAGAAGACGAUAGAGCACACUACACAAGGCUGCUUAAGGUGUGCAAAUUCUCAUUUUCCUAUUCCUUAAACUUGAACCUACUUACUUUUUAUAGCUAUCCAUUCAUUCUUUACCUCUGCCAUCUGCAGAAGCUAAUGGAUGACGUGCCUCUCGGCGACAAGGUCCCUCGCAAGAAGUGAAGACAUCGUGUUCUCCCUCUUGUAACCUGAGCUGACUAUUUUAUCUGUGUGUGUGCCUGUAGCUUCAUUAUCUGAGCUACAGAAUGUCAAACACAGUGCUUCCCUCUCCUAAAUGUGAUUUAGUUGCACAUUUGCACAUUGCAUACAUUGUUGUAUUAUUUAAUCAUACGUUUAGUGAGGGGUUUUACUAAUCACAGUUGUAUGCCUUAUGUCCAGUGCUGGAGAUUCACUGGGGGGACUUUUAGUUAGGGACAUAUUUUAUAUUUUUAAAACACAGAUGCAGAAAAUGCCACUUCAGUUAUGUAUGAAAUGUGCAUAACAUUUGGAGGCCAUUUUAAAGGGAUAGUUCAACCAAGAAAGGAAAAUCUGUCAUUAUUUACUCCAUAUCUUGUUAGUUCAAACCUGUGUGACUUUCUUCUGCAGAACACAAAAGAAGAUAUUUUGAAGAAUGUUGGUACCCGAACAACGGUGGAACCCAUUCACACAAAUUGGGCACAAAACCAAUGCAAGUGAAUGGGAUUCGCUCGGUUCGGUAAUGAUGAGUAAAUUAGUCAAUUUCACUUUUGUGUGAAAUAUCUCUUUAAUGGAUAAAGGAUGGAAAUCCUCUAAAUUUUGAAGUAGAACCCCCCCACCCCCCGGAAAUUCGCUCCCAUGUUCCCCCCCCCCAUUUCCAGCACCCGCUUAUUUCAUAGUCUUUAAUCAAAAAAGUGUAAUUUUAGUUAAAUUGCCAUUAUUUUACACUAUGUUGAUUUGAAAAACAGAGAAGAGUCUUGGGCAGUUACAAUUAGACCACUCUUUGUGAAUGCAUAUAAACAAGCUAUAUAAAGUUUUUAGCAGAUAGAAGAUUCAUCAAACAGCACCAUUUUAAAUGGGUUUUAAGAGCGAACAAUGGAUUUUUGCUUCAGGCAGUAGUUCUCAUUAUCCAAAUACAUUAACAGCUGAACUGAGUUAAAUUAAACCUGAAGAUUGAUUGAUUCUGUGUCGAAUCAAAGGUACAAUCAAAAUAUAAUAAGAGCAUGAUAUUUUUAAUAUGAGUGUGUAUGUAUAUAUGGGAUUAAUAAACAAGUUAUA
Triplophysa rosa is the source of this 4561-nucleotide messenger RNA. Its product is annotated as E3 ubiquitin-protein ligase RNF31. The transcript is spliced from 22 exons. The coding region runs from base 230 to 3490 and encodes 1086 amino acids. Lineage: Eukaryota; Metazoa; Chordata; Actinopteri; Cypriniformes; Nemacheilidae. Gene Ontology annotation, biological process: protein linear polyubiquitination. Gene Ontology annotation, cellular component: LUBAC complex. Gene Ontology annotation, molecular function: K63-linked polyubiquitin modification-dependent protein binding; ubiquitin protein ligase activity; linear polyubiquitin binding. The record is from RefSeq and is a predicted model, not a curated record.